Molecule: messenger RNA, 1491 nt
Organism: Heterotrigona itama
Lineage: Eukaryota; Metazoa; Arthropoda; Insecta; Hymenoptera; Apidae
Source: the annotation of a GenBank genome assembly
AUGAACGACGAGGACAACAGUCUCGACGAGGCUCGCGGUCGCGGCGAUGCUUAUAGACGUGACGUGACCAGCACGUUCGUGUCCGUCUCGCCGAACCAACGCUCGUCCAAACUGAUUGAUUUCACUCGUGAUAUCUGUGAUCCCUAUGAUGAUGUGCGCGUUCGAUUGACGAUUGAUGAAAUCAUCAGCGGUUGCAACCGUGGAAGAAGAAGGAAAGGAAGACGAAGACGAAGACGAAGUAAGCGGAAGGAGAAGGCGAAGAAAAGAGGGAACGAGCGAGUUCUAGAAACGGUUGGCCGGGAAGCCCGCAAUAAACAGAACGGACUACUGUCCGGGGCUAUGACGGUGAUGCUGCUGCAACGUUCAGUCACCCCGCAGUCGACGCACAGCCAAAAGACAGCGAACAAGGACUGCAGCGCGAAGCCGCCUUUCUUAUUCCUGCUCGACGACAGUCAGGAGCAUCGACACUCCAUCGACACGACCACCACGACGACAACUAACAACAACAACAACAUCAACAAUAACAACAAUAACAACAACAACAACAACGAAGUAUUUAAAGGCAACAGAAGAGACAGCGAUCGUUCGUACGUCGCCGACGAGGCGGCGGCGUCGGUGACGUCCCAAAGACGCGCCGACUGUGGCCAGGACGUCGCGAUGCGAUAUUACCGGCUCUGGAUCUACACCUGUAACUUGGUGCUGCUCGGUAGCGCGCUCGGCUUCGCCGCCGCGGUCUCACGAACACUUUUAUUCACCGGCGAUCCACGCCGGUACGUGGUGCCAGGGGUGCCACGCGCGUUCGACCCGACCGCCCUUUACGCAUACUUGGCGUUGGCCACGCAGUUGGGCCUGGUGCAACUGUUGGGUUGCAUAGCUGCGAGGAGAUUGAGCGCCAGACUCUUGAACGCCUAUUGGGUGCUGCUGUUGGCGCUGCUGUUCGGCGACGCUGUGAUCGGGGUCGCCUGGGUCUUCCGGUUCGAGAGGAUGCGCGCCGAGCUCAAGCCCACUCUCAGACAACGAUUGCAGAUGGAGUACGGCAAGGAUCUACGAUUCAGCGAGCAGUGGGACCGUUUGCAGAAGGAGUUCACCUGCUGCGGAGUGACUAGCUCCAGAGACUUCGGUGCUAGAUGGCCACAGACCUGUUGCGAGUCAACCGGCAACGUCAGUGACACCUGUCCUCAUCCGUACCCAAGGGGUUGCGAGGAUACGUUGGUGAAAUGGCUGCGAAAAACGGCGGACUUGCUGUUCGUAUUAGGCUUCUGCGUGAUAGCGUUCGCGAAAUUAUGUUUCCUGGGUAUACUGCGCUACGAGAUAAGGGAAAUGAUACAGAAGAUACGGUUGCUACGUGAACCACCGCCGCCGGCGACCACCCUCACGCAACCACCCUUCUCGCAAGUAAUACCGGAAGCAACUAACAACGGAAGUAUCGUCCGACGCACGACUCUCCCUAAUGCUGUCACUCCUUCCGGUAGGUUUCACCAAACAUUGUGA